AUCAGUAGAGACCUCAAAAUCUGCUGUCUAAGACUGUAUGACCUCAAUAUUCUAAGCUUGGACAACAUUCUAAACUGUGUGAGAUUCUCUUGGGCUACUUUUUUUCGCAUUUGCAAACUCUGGGAAGAAACAGGCAAUGUCAUUUGCCCAACAACUGCUUGUCGUGCUCGGCCUCGGAAACUCCAUACAGACGACCUAUACUACCUA
Molecule: messenger RNA, 207 nt
Organism: Fomitiporia mediterranea MF3/22
Lineage: Eukaryota; Fungi; Basidiomycota; Agaricomycetes; Hymenochaetales; Hymenochaetaceae
Exons: 1
Source: RefSeq, a predicted model, not a curated record